GUAACUGUCCCCAGCUCCAGUGCUGCAGGCACAUUGUUCCAGGGCCUCUGUGGUGCUCCUGAUGCCCCUCACCCACUGUCGAAGAUCCCCGGUGGGCGAGGGGGCGGCAGGGAUCCUUCUCUCUCAGCUCUAAUAUAUAAGGACGAGAAGCUCACUGUAACCCAGGACCUCCCCGUGAAUGAUGGAAAACCUCACAUCGUCCACUUCCAGUAUGAGGUCACCGAGGUGAAGGUCUCAUCCUGGGAUGCAGUCCUGUCCAGCCAGAGCCUGUUUGUAGAAAUCCCAGAUGGAUUAUUAGCUGAUGGGAGCAAAGAAGGAUUGUUAGCACUGCUAGAGUUUGCUGAGGAGAAGAUGAAAGUGAACUACCUGUUCAUCUGCUUCAGGAAGGGCCGGGAAGACAGAGCUCCACUCCUGAAGACGUUCAGCUUCUUGGGCUUUGAGAUUGUACGUCCAGGUCAUCCCUGUGUUCCCUCUUGGCCAGAUGUGAUGUUCAUGGUUUACCCCCUGGACCAGAACUUGUCUGAUGAGGACUGAUGGUCAUAGAGGAUGCUUUGCCCAAGAGCCACAGUGGGGGAAGAGGGAAAGCUAGGCAGCCCUGGGACAGAGGAGAGGGUUUCCGGCUGUCUAGGGAAGGACAUUAAGGGGCUCAGGUUGAGGGCUGCCCAUUGUGUUCUCGGAGUUGACUCGUUGAAAUUGUUUUCCAUAA
This is a messenger RNA of Acomys russatus (golden spiny mouse), 706 nucleotides long. RefSeq names its product ornithine decarboxylase antizyme 2 (gene Oaz2). The transcript has 4 exons. The annotation marks the transcript as partial. Lineage: Eukaryota; Metazoa; Chordata; Mammalia; Rodentia; Muridae. Gene Ontology annotation, cellular component: cytoplasm; nucleus. Gene Ontology annotation, molecular function: ornithine decarboxylase inhibitor activity. The record is from RefSeq and is a predicted model, not a curated record. Gene Ontology annotation, biological process: positive regulation of protein catabolic process.